Messenger RNA from Ictidomys tridecemlineatus (thirteen-lined ground squirrel), 2179 nucleotides. RefSeq names its product potassium two pore domain channel subfamily K member 18 (gene Kcnk18). The record is from RefSeq and is a predicted model, not a curated record. Gene Ontology annotation, cellular component: plasma membrane. Gene Ontology annotation, biological process: stabilization of membrane potential; potassium ion transmembrane transport. Gene Ontology annotation, molecular function: potassium ion leak channel activity; outward rectifier potassium channel activity. Lineage: Eukaryota; Metazoa; Chordata; Mammalia; Rodentia; Sciuridae.
AUGGAGGCCGAGGGGCCGCCCCAGGCCAGGUGGUGCUGCCCAGAGGCCAUGGGGAAGCUCUUCCCUGGCCUCUGCUUCCUCUGCUGCCUGGUGACCUAUGCACUGGUAGGUGCUGCGCUCUUCUCUGCCAUUGAGGGCAGCCCAGUCCUGAGGCCAGAAGAUGAAGAGGUGUUCAAGGCCUUCCUGCACGAGUUGUGUGGCAUCCUGGAAUGCAAUGGGACAGUUGCAGAAGGCAAGACACAGCACGUGCGGAAACACCUGCAGACCAUGAACCCCGAGUGGUUGCACCAGCCGGAAGACUGGACCUUCCUGAGCGCGCUCUUCUUCUGCUGCACGGUGUUUAGCACCGUGGGUUAUGGCCACAUCUACCCUGUCACCAAGCCUGGCAAGUACCUGUGCAUGCUCUAUGCCCUCUUUGGGAUCCCCCUGAUGUUCCUGGUUCUCACGGACAUAGGGGACAUCCUGGCAACCAUCCUGUCCAAGUCCUACAAUCAGUUCCGAAAACUCCCUUUCUUCCCUCGCGCCCCUUCUGAGUGGUGCUCUGGACUGUGCUGUAGGAGGAAGCCCAUCGCCAAGCCAGGGGUGGCCUCUGUCCCUCGGAUCGUCAUCAGCGCUGAAGAUCCCCGCAGCCCCAAGUCCAGCAAGUGCCCCUCAGACCCAGGCAGCCACGCAGAGCUGUUGAAGAGUCUGUUCUUCCCACAAGAGAAAGAGAACCUGCUGGCCCUGGCCCCACGGACCAUGGACAGGAGCAACUCGUGCCCAGAGCUGGCGCUGGGGAGGCUGUCCGCCUCCAUCCUCAGCAACCUGGACGAGGUGGGGUGCCAGGUGGAGAGGCUGGACGUCCCCCUCCCUGUCAUCGCCCUGGUGGUCCUGGCCUACAUCUCCUGUGCUGCUGCCAUCCUCCCCAUGUGGGAGACCAACCUGAACUUCGAGAGCGCCUUCUACUUCUGCUUCAUCACACUGACCACCAUCGGCUUCGGGGACACCAAGUUGGACCACCCAACCUUCUUCCUGUUCUUCUCCCUGUACAUCAUCAUCGGGAUGGAGAUCCUGUGCAUCGCCUUCAAGCUGAUGCAAAACAGGCUCCUGCACGUGUACAGGGACGGCCUGCUGUGCCUGGCCACAGGGAGGUGCUGCCACCUGCCUAGGAAGUGAGGGCUCUGUCCACUCCUCAGAGACACACAGGCGAGCUGGCUUCUCUCCUUGUUUUGGGGUAGUGUGGUUUGAGCAGUGACACUGAAGCCUGUCAUCGAGACCUUGGGGUUUGGGGACAAGCCCUGCAUGAAGGCUGAAUUUGGCCUUGUGGCCCUUCAAAAUCCACUACAAGCCCUUCAUUUCCUCACCCCAAGUGCAGGUAAUCUCUUGUGCACAUUUUUAGAAAACUCCGCCACAUGCGGAGGAAAGUAUCCAGUGCUCUCACUGGUUCCCUGUGACCCAAGGUUAUCUCCCUUCGUCAUUAGAAUUGUACUUUCAGCCAUGUAGACCUUCCUGAGCUGCUCCUGACCGUCACUGGGAGGGCACAGGGGGCCUAGCAACCCCUUCUCUCCAAUGACUGCAUGAGUGCAUGUAGGAGCAGUCCUGUCCCGCCCCUGAUGCCACUUGGUGGCAAGGUCACUGAGUGCAUGGGGGCUGGGACAUAUCCUGAUUGCUGGAUUCUAUGUGGACCACUUCUCUAAUUGCAUGUGAUGGUGUCCCCCGAGUGGGCCGUAUGUGUAGCCUGAUGCCCUCGUGGGUGGGUGGACACACUGGACCAGUUCCUGUGGGGGGAGGGACACAUGAAUUCACUGCCCUGUGCCUGGAUGCUCUUCGUGCCCUGUCCUUACGUCCUGUUGGGAGAGCUCCCUUUGCCUCCCUUUGUGCUCCAUCUCUGGUCCCUAAAGUGUGGGUACAUGUCAGGCCAGCUGCAAGUGACAAGGACCAAAUGCUUCCAUGAGCAUCACUCAAUGACCAAAGGGAGCUGGUGGCUAUGCAGUGCCCUGCUCCACUGCCCCUGCCUGGGGUCACUCUGGGUGCUGUAUUCUGUCCCCUUCUCUCAGGGGACAUGAGCCUCAGGUCCUCCUUGACACACCGUCCCCUGGCCUCGUUCGUCUCCUGGUUUGGCUUCUUCCUCUACUGGGACUUCCGGUGAUCUCCUCCCUAAGAAAUGACUCUCGCAAAAUAAUCUUUAUGAAAGAGUGAG